Labeo rohita (rohu) is the source of this 2426-nucleotide messenger RNA. It is a transcript of the gene tph1a, whose product is annotated as tryptophan hydroxylase 1 (tryptophan 5-monooxygenase) a. The record is from RefSeq and is a predicted model, not a curated record. The transcript is spliced from 11 exons. Gene Ontology annotation, biological process: serotonin biosynthetic process; aromatic amino acid metabolic process. The coding region runs from base 88 to 1539 and encodes 483 amino acids. Gene Ontology annotation, cellular component: neuron projection. Gene Ontology annotation, molecular function: tryptophan 5-monooxygenase activity; iron ion binding. NCBI's taxonomy places the organism in Eukaryota, Metazoa, Chordata, Actinopteri, Cypriniformes, Cyprinidae.
GCGCACAGUCUCAUUGUAUUACAACAAUUGUAGCACAUACAGUUCAAAGACCGACAAACUUGUUUAAUAAUAAAAAGAAACAUCAGCAUGUACUCAACUAAAAGCGAGGGACCGCGCAGAGGAAGAUCUUUUGACUCCAUGAACCUUGGUCUGACGCUGGAAGAGAAGCAACUUAACAAUGAGAUGAACAAAUCAGCUUUUCCAAAGAUCGAGGAGAACAAAGACAACAAAACCGCCUCCACGGAGAGAGGCCGGGCUGCUGUUGUGUUCUCUUUGAAGAAUGAAGUCGGUGGGCUUGUCAAGGCGCUAAAACUUUUCCAGGAAAACCACGUCAACCUCGUGCACAUCGAGUCCAGAAAAUCCAAACGGCGCAACUCAGAGUUCGAGAUCUUCGUGGACUGCGACAGCAACCGCGAGCAGCUGCACGAGAUCAUUCAGCUACUAAGGAAACACGUGAACGUGCUCGAGAUGGAUGCGCCUGACAAUCGUCUGCCUGAAGAAAGCGAGAUGGAGAACGUGCCAUGGUUCCCGAAAAAGAUUUCAGAUUUGGAUAAAUGUGCAAAUCGUGUGCUGAUGUAUGGAUCAGACCUGGAUGCGGAUCAUCCAGGAUUCAAGGACAACGUCUAUCGCAAAAGGAGAAAGUAUUUUGCAGACUUGGCUAUGAACUACAAACAUGGAGAUCCCAUUCCCCGUAUUGAGUUCACAGAGGAAGAGGUGAAAACUUGGGGAGUGGUGUUUAGGGAGCUGAAUAAACUGUACCCCUCACACGCCUGCCGCGAGUACCUGAAGAACCUGCCCUUGCUCAUUAAACACUGUGACGUCCGAGAGGACAACAUGCCACAGCUGGAGGACGUCUCACGCUUCCUCAAAGAGCGCACCGGCUUCACUAUUAGGCCUGUGGCUGGGUAUCUCUCCCCAAGAGACUUCCUGGCAGGUCUGGCCUUCCGUGUGUUUCACUGCACUCAGUACGUCCGACACAGCUCAGACCCCCUCUACACACCUGAGCCAGACACAUGUCACGAGCUGCUUGGACACGUCCCUCUUUUGGCCGAGCCCAGCUUUGCUCAGUUCAGUCAGGAGAUUGGUCUGGCAUCACUGGGAGCAUCAGACGACUCUGUACAGAAACUCGCCACGUGUUAUUUCUUCACUGUGGAGUUUGGCCUCUGUAAGCAAGAAGGGAAACUGAGAGCUUACGGGGCCGGUCUGCUAUCCUCCAUCAGCGAGCUGAAGCAUGCACUCUCUGGAAAUGCCAGAAUCUUGCCCUUUGACCCCAAUGUGACAAGCAAACAGGAAUGCAUCAUCACCACCUUUCAGGAUGUCUACUUUGUUUCGGACACCUUUGAGGAAGCAAAAGUCAAAAUGAGGGAGUUUGCAAAAACCAUCAAGCGGCCAUUCUCCGUGCGGUACAACCCGUACACACAGAGCGUAGAUGUUCUGAAGGACACGACCAGCAUCAACAACGUGGUGGAAGAACUAAGACAUGAGUUGGACAUCAUUGGAGACGCACUAAGCAGGCUAAACAAACAGUUGGGAGUCUGAAAAACUAAACAUUUCCUAGCAAACCGUCAGUUACUUCAUGUACCAAUUCAUUUGUUUUGUCACAGUUUUUACUUUACUCUCCAAAUCAUGCAUGGCAUCAAUAUGUCAUGCUGUUAUGUACCCACCAAAUGAAGUCAAAUCUGUGUCUGUUUAUAAAAUUAGUUUGACUUUUAAAUGCGUGGUUCUACAAAAGCUGUGCUACAUGCUUGCAAGUGGAGUUCUUGUAUUUUAUAUGAGAUUUCUACUUGAUAAGGAGGUAUUUAUGCAAGGUGACCACAAAGGUUUCGGUUAGUCUGUUGUGCAAAAAUGAUGUCUGCUAAUAUAAUGGUGGUUUCAGUUUGCAUGUACGUAAUUUGUUUCAAAUUGGCACCUUAUGUUUAUUUAUUCAGAGAUGCUGUCUAAGCAGAUAUUUUAGUAUACAAACAGAAAGUUUUGUAUGGUUGUGAGUCUAUGAAAUAUUUAGUAUACACAGUGUAUGCUACGUGUUAUUGUUUCUUUAUUUUAAAUGGAUGUCGACAUGGAGUAGAACCUGGAAUAAUCUGUAUUUAUUAAAAUGCAUGUAAAUAUUGCAUUGGACAUGAAAGAAUAUUUUUACAAAUUAACUUAUUAAAUGCUUAGCGUCUCUAUAUGUAAUACGUUUAAAACUAUGAACGAAGUAUGCCUAUCAGUUCAAGUUUAAGCUUUAGAGAAAUGUUUUGCUAGAGAAUGUAUUAAAAAUUCAUAUGCUUAUAAUAAAAUAAAUAUUUGUUUUUCUACUGUAAAUGCCCUCUACUGUUAUACAGUUUCGUCUUUUCUUCUUUCCAGUUUUACGCUCUAUUUUUGUACUUAAUUUCCUGGUUUUUGAACACUGUCGUCCUUUCUGAUUCUUGUUUGUGAGUUGUAUUUUA